UCUCUCUUUCUCACACACACACACACACACACACACACACACACACACACACACACACACACACACACACACACACACACACACACACACACACACACACACACACACUCUCACACACAGUGACACACAUUCACACAGACACACAGAAGGACCUGAGGGGCAGCAUGGGGCUCAGGAGGUAGAGUUGGUUAGCUGGUAACAAGGUUGCUGGUUCGAUCCCCUAGCUCCCCCAUGCUCCUCCCUCGAGUGUCGAGGUGUCCCUGAGCACGACACCUCACCCUGACUGCUCCCGACGAGCUGGCUGUCGCCCUGCCUGGUUGACUCUGCCGUCUGUGUGUAAAUGUGUGCAUGAAUAAGUGAAUGUUAGGCAGUAUUGUAAAGCACUUUAAGUGGCCACUGGUUAGAAAAGCGCUGUGGAAAUGCAGUCCAUCUACCAUUUAUGAUGUCAUGCAAUCUGAACAGCUUUAACACAUAUUUGUCCUACUUAUGGAACUGGGUCAUUUUGGAACAUGAAUCAGUAUGUUUUUCACAUAGUUUAUUUUAUUACACUUUGCAAUCACAUUAGUGUGCUGUUGCAAUGCAUUUACACUAUCUGACAACAUGUGUACUGUACUUCAUAUACAAUAACCUUAUCAAACAGCAUGUAGCCUAAGUAUACAGUGUGGUUCAGAUGGGGGGAUAACAAUAGCUGAAAAGCAAGUUUCAUAGGGUAGAGUUAGGCUUACGUUCUAUAACAUCAUGAGGGCCACCUCUGCAACAUCUGGUCCCCUGGGGGGUGGGGUGGCAGGAGAUUAGGAGCAAAUUAAGUUAAUUGGGCAACACCUGUUGACUGACUGCUCCUCUGCUAUUCCAGCAGAGAACAAGCCUCUAACUGGUCUAAUCUCUGGUGGAAUCCAUCAUCACUUGCAACAUUACAUCCUGGUACGGCUUCCUCACAAACGCAAGCAAAAGCAGACUUAAUAGAUUAACUAAGCAAGCAAGCAAGCUAAUAGGAAUACACCAGAAAGCGCUGGAGGAUCUGUAUAUCCAGGCAGUGGGAAGGAAGACCAACUCCAUCCUCUUAGAUCCCUCCCACCCACUCCAUCCUUGUUUGGAUCUACUUCCUUCUGGCAGAAGAUUCAGAAUGCCUUUGGCCAGGAAAGCUAUCUACAAAAAAUCAUUCAUCCCCAUAGCUAUACACACACAGAACACUCAUUCCUCAAAGAACUCACACAAAUAACACACACACACACACACACACACACACACACACACACACACACACACACACACACACACACACACACCUCCAAGCCUUCAGUCAAAAGACAAUUUUCUAGUAUGGCAACAUACUAGACAAUAAAGCUUUUUGAAUCUUGAAUCUUGAAUCUUUGAAUCUUGAACUGUCUCACCCUAUGGUCUCUCUUAACAAGGGUGACUGUUGGAUUCUCUCUCUCUCUGCCUCUCUCUGUCUCUGUGUCAGUCCAUUCAGCAAUGCAAACCACUGAUACUACAGACUUGCAGCUCAUUCUGACAAUUAGAUAUUUUAUGUUAUUGGCCUGUGUAUAAAAUGUAGCACUGUUUUUUUGUGUGUGUGUUAUAUCACAUGUUGUAUUCAAUGAGACCAACCAAUAAGCCGGGUUCUAUCCUAUGUCAAGUACUGCUGCUACAGGUAGUAACAUGCCUUAUUACAUCUGUAUUAACAGCUUAAUCAGGAACAUUUAAACUGCUUCAAUUUUUUUAGUUUUGUUUUUUCAGUCACCAUGAUGCCAGUCACAGUACAGCAGUGGUUAAUAAGACAUUUGCUAUUUUAUGACAUAUUUUUAUUUAUUAUUAUUUAUUAUUUUUAUUUUUACUUGAUGCAAAUCCGAACAUUAUGUCCUAUGGCCUAAUACCAGGGUGUGCUGUCCUUUAUGACAGACGAUCCUGGAGAAAGCCACCAGCCACACCAAGAGCCUGCUGCAGAAGAGUGAGGAGCGGGCCAGGGCCCUGGAGAAGGAGGUGAAUGGCUUACAGUGGGAGAUAACGUCCAAUCAAGUGCAGAUAAAGAAAUGUGAACAGUCAUGGGAGCAGAAGUUCAACAGAAUGAACAGUGAAAACCAGGCACUGACUAGUAGUCUGGAGGAAAGGCUGAAGGAGAGCCGAGAGCUGAAGGCUGAAAACACAGGGUUGAGUCAACAGUGCAUGGAGCUUCUCUCCAUGCUGAGCGUUAGAGAGCAGAAGGCCUACGAAAGCACCAAGCCUCCGUGUGGCCAUGGGAGAGAUGGCACCCUCCUUGAGUUGGCGGUGCUAGGGGCCUGCCGCUGUCCCGGGGUCAUGGAGUCCUGUCCUUGUGCCAAGACCGCUGCUGCUAGCAGGACACAACUCCUGCAGCUCAGACAGGAGCUGGACCUCCUGGUGAGGAGCAGGGAGGAGGCCCUCCUGAUGGCGGAUGCUUUCCGCAUCGCUUUUGAACAGCAGCUGAGGAAGCGGAGCGACUGCCUCCUGCUUCAGGCCGAGGCGCGCACGCCCAAGUCCCACCCUAGGGAGAGACAGGGUGCAAACAGAACUCUGGUUGGUGUGGCUCAAAGACUAAGAGCCAUUCUUCCCUCGGGCCUGGAAGCCAAAGCAUCACUUGAACACACCGAUACCCUGCAAAAACUCCUGGACUUGCUGAAUGACAAGGAGGAGGCUCUUGCUCACCAGAGGAAGGUGAGCCACAUGCUGGCCCACAACGCGAAAGAGCUGCAGAAACAGUUACCUGUUGAAGCUACGUGGCCAUUAGACUCGCGGACCAUUGUAACUCUACCCCCCAGUCCUUGAGGAAGUCACAGUUCAAGACAAGCUCACUGCUAAGUCCAUCAGGUUCAAAGAAUAAGCGAUACCAGUUACAUAACUCUACUGUUCCUCCAAAGGGAACGCAAGACACUCCGAACCCAAAAGAGGUGUCAUUAGACGGUGCAGCCCACUAAGAUCCCGACCGGAGAACCCCCAGCCAGAAAAACUCCCAAAGGAGAACCCCCAGAGACAAAGACCCCCAGAGGAGAACCAGCUAACACAAAGACCCCCACAGGAGAACCACCAGACCCAAAGACCCCCACAGGAGAACCACCAGACCCAAAGACCCCCACAGGGGAACCAUCAUACCCAACGACCCCCACAGGAGAACCACCGGACACACUCCGCCAGACCAGCCACCAGAGCCCGAAGAGCCACUAGAUUCCAAGAACCUGCCAGAUGAACUAGCAGGAACUUAUACCCUUUUAAUGCAACCACCAGACAUUGAGGGACCACCAGAUGCCAACACUCAGUUACCAGAAUCAAGGGAAACCAGCAGCCACAAGAUCUACCUGACACCAAGACCCUGAGGACUAUUAGAUGUGAAAACCCAUCCACAAGAACCACCACACACACCAAGACCCAUCCAUAGGAACCACUAGACAGCAACAACCUUCCAUAGGGUCCACCAGACACCAACACCCAUCCAUAGGGUCCACCAGACACCAACACCCAUCCAUAGGGUCCACCAGACACCAACACCCAUCCAUAGGGUCCACCAGACACCAACACCCAUCCAUAGGGUCCACCAGACACCAAUAUACCCAUCCAUAGGGUCCACCAGACACCAAUAUACCCAUCCAUGGGGUCCACCAGACACCAAUAUACCCAUCCAUUGGGUCCACCAGACACCAAUACCCAUUCAUAGGGUCCAGCAGAUUUGAAAUACCUGUCCUUGGUAACUACCAGAUGCCAGGACCUAGCCACCAGGACCACAAGAUACCCUACACCAACACAAACAAUCAUGGCACAAACCAGACCAAAAAUCUUAGGCCAUAGGAAGGAUAUUUGGUAAUUCAAUAAUAAUAAUAAAGGCAUUGAUCAUUCAAUGGCUUGUUUUCAUUUUUAACCCUUAUCUUACCGGAGCCCAUUGAGACCAGGGUUUUUUGUUGUUUUGUUAUAGUGCUCUGGGAACAGCGUAGCAAUCCGUUUUGCCAUGGUUACAAUACGUCAAUUAUAAAUAUCUGUAUCUCUGUACUGUGUCUUCCAUUAGUCUCUGGACGACAUUGGGAGCUUAUCAGGGUGACACUUUGAGAAGGGUUAACAGUCGUCUUUUUAAAUUAAACUAAUUGUUACUAAUAUAAUGUAAAUGUUAUUACUUUAGCAUGAAUACUAAUCUCUUGUUAUUCACGAUUUGUAUAUUUAUUGGGGAUCUGAUUUGAUGAUUGUGGAGUAGUUAUAACUUUAUUUAUGCGAUUCUUAAGAUAGAAGUGUAAGAGUUAAAUUGAGGUUAAAUGUAUUCAUCGUCUUAAUCAAAUAUUUGCAUUGAGUAAAGUCAACAGCACUGAAACAAUAAAAGACAUCCUGUAAAACAGGAUUUGGUGCUUCUGACUAUGUAAUUUGAUUAAUUGCCACACACUACUACUAUGAAUGAGCAGAAUGAAAUGUGUGCCUGACAUGAUAAUGUUUCAUGCAAAAAUGUCACAAUGUUGUAAAAACAACUAUACUAGCUUCUCAUUCAUACACCAGGGGGCAGUGUGGGUAAACAAACGCAGCACUACCGUCCAUGAAGUGGUGUUUAUUGAAUUUGUAUGUUUCUCA
Molecule: messenger RNA, 4557 nt
Organism: Gadus chalcogrammus (walleye pollock)
Lineage: Eukaryota; Metazoa; Chordata; Actinopteri; Gadiformes; Gadidae
Gene: ccdc125
Product: coiled-coil domain containing 125
Exons: 8
Coding region: 2065-2781 (238 amino acids)
Biological process (GO): negative regulation of Rho protein signal transduction; negative regulation of cell motility
Cellular component (GO): cytoplasm
Source: RefSeq, a predicted model, not a curated record